AUGCAUGCUAUCCGCGCAAACUCGAUUGGGCAGUCCCUGUGUCGUUCUCGCCGUCUGCAAGCGCUUCCCGCUGCAGCAACAUGGCGAGCCACGUCUCCGCGACCGCUGCCGCACCUCGGCCUCUUCCUCAAGAGGCAGUUCCAAGCCGAGGCGCUGUAUCUGCCGCCGCUGUUCUUCGCGGGCCUUCUGAUCGCUCUGUGGACGCAGAAAUGCAUCGCAAUGGUCCUCUUCCAGAACAAGAUCAUCUACAUGCCUGGCCUGCCACCCAACGCGCGCAGAGAGCGCAUCCAAGACUACGCGAAGCAGUGCUGGGGCAUGCAGUGGGAGGAGAAAAGGACCCAGGCCGCCGACGGGACGAAUCUAGCCCUCUGCGUGGCCUCGGCGACAUCGACUGGUGGCAAGAAGACCACGUCGCGCGACGACGCCGACGAUGACACUCUAUCGAUGCCGGCCGUCUACGUCCUCUACUUCCAGGGAAACGCCUCGUCCAUUCCCCCACGAUUGCCCGACCUAUCAUGGGUCCUUCGAUCGCUGCAGCAGGGCAAGCGGCCUGCGCGAUACACAAUCGUGUGCCUGAGCUAUCGCGGCUACUGGACCUCGAGGGGCCGCCCCUCCGAGAAGGGUAUCAACCUGGACGCGCAAGCGGCUCUACACUGGAUUGAGCGGGUGCACGGGGAGCACGACGCUCACAGGCACCAGCCACUGCCGGAGGUGAUCCUCUGGGGUCAGAGCAUCGGCGCUGGGGUGGCCACCAACCUCGCGGCCUGGGAGGCGUUCCCCUCCACGGUGCGGCUUCGGUCGCUGAUCCUCGAGACGCCCUUCACAUCCAUCAAGGACAUGCUGGCGGUGCUGUACCCCCAGAGAUGGGUGCCGUACCGUCAUCUCUGGCCGUUCCUCCGGAACCAACUGGACAGCUGGACGAACCUAGAGGCGGUUGCCAGGAAUCGGUCUGGGCCGGGUGCGCAUGGAAAGCCUCAUGUUACGAUCAUCGAAGCCGGCAGGGACGAGCUAGUGCCGGCCCAACACGGCGCGAAGCUGGUCCAGCGCUGCGAGGAGGUCGGAUUGACGGUCGAGAAGUUGACGGUGCGCGGUGCGUUCCAUAACGAUGCCGUCAUCAAACUAGAGGGGCGCAAAGCUGUUGCCGACGCUAUCGCGCAAGUUGCAGCUGAAAUGCAAUAG
Colletotrichum higginsianum IMI 349063 is the source of this 1179-nucleotide messenger RNA. RefSeq names its product Alpha beta superfamily. Gene Ontology annotation, cellular component: membrane. Bases 1 to 1179 code for a protein of 392 amino acids. Gene Ontology annotation, molecular function: palmitoyl-(protein) hydrolase activity. The transcript has 2 exons. Lineage: Eukaryota; Fungi; Ascomycota; Sordariomycetes; Glomerellales; Glomerellaceae. The record is from RefSeq and is a predicted model, not a curated record.